GUUUGGGGGCGUGUUCUGCUGAAGCUUUGGAGCUCAAGAGAGUUUAGAAAGCCCCUCAGUGUGUCAGUCAUAAAGCCACGACAGAGGAGGAAGGACCUGCAGAAGAGACAAAUGCUGUAAACUGACAGACUGGAUACAGUUUUCUUGUGAGGAGCUUACAUAAACAACAGCUUCAGUGAUGGAGACACCAUCUGUGCUGGUCUCUGCAGCAGUUUUGGCGCUGCUGCUCAUCCCGCUGUGGAGCACAGACGCUGCCACCUUUCAAGGCGCUUUCCCACACCCAAACAAAUACAGCCCAAACGACUCGGAAAGAUGCCAACAACCCGCCAUCACUGGACUAAUGUCCCGCGGGCCUGGACCUGUAACCUCCACAGACGAAGUGCUGGAGUCCAGUCAGGAGGCGCUGCACGUCACGGAGCGCCGCUACCUGCGGCUGGACUGGUGCAAGACGCAGCCGCUCAAGCAGACCAUCCAGGAGGAGGGCUGCCUGAGCCGCACCAUCAUCAACCGCUUCUGCUACGGACAGUGCAACUCCUUCUACAUCCCGAGGCAUAACUACCAGGACGGAGACGCGUUUCAGUCCUGCUCUGCCUGCAAACCCAAAACCUUCAGCACCGUCACCUACACCCUGUUCUGCCCGGGUCAGACACCCAACACCAGGAAGAAACGGAUCCAGCGCGUAAAGCAGUGCCGCUGCACGACAAUAGACACGGAUUAGAUGCGCAUCUAGAUCAGUAAUAUCCACUUCCACUGGAGGAAAGUGCAGCUUUGCAAAAAUAAGAAAAGGAAAGUGUAUUUUGCUUAAAGGACGUGAGAAUAAGGUGGGAACAGAAAGUUGGGGAACCUACCUGAGCCUUUUUUAGCAUUCUAAUGGAAAGAAGAUGCUCAUAUAAUAUAUAGGGUUUGUCGAUAUGGAGAAAAUAUCGCGGUAUUUUUGACCCAAUACCUCGAUAUCGAUAUUGCAAUGAUAUUGUAGGGUUGACUAUUUGGGCUUUUAGAAGAUAUUUACAGUGAGAUUUUUGAUAAAUAAUCAUCAGUAAUGUGGAUAUAAUGACUAAGUGGGUAAAGGCAAAUAACAGAACAGCUAGAGCAGUCUGGUAAGCUCA
Molecule: messenger RNA, 1106 nt
Organism: Epinephelus moara (kelp grouper)
Lineage: Eukaryota; Metazoa; Chordata; Actinopteri; Perciformes; Serranidae
Product: gremlin-1-like
Exons: 2
Coding region: 179-718 (179 amino acids)
Biological process (GO): animal organ morphogenesis
Molecular function (GO): receptor ligand activity; BMP binding
Source: RefSeq, a predicted model, not a curated record